UUCAACAUGGCGAGUAGCUCGAACAGGAUUCGUAUUCACGACAGAGAUGUUUUUGCUGCUAUAACUGAAGGUCCUGCAAAUGUAUUUUCAAGCACUCCUUUUCUUCUUGUAAAGGCCAGGUGGCUUGCAGAUGACUCAGCUCAAGUCUGUCCACUUUGCUCACAGAAGUUUACACAAAUCCGUAGAAAACAUCAUUGUAGGCAGUGUGGAAAGGUUCUCUGCAGCAAAUGUUGCAACGAGAAGGUUCCUCUUCCACAACUUGGUUUUGAUGAGCCAGAGAGGAUUUGUGACUACUGUCUUGAAGUAACUUCUCUUGUGACAAAGUCAAGGUCACUUCAGAUGGCAUUCAAACUAGAAGCAGCUAAAGGUUUGAGGGAGUUAUGCAAAGAUCCUGAUGGACUCACAAAGGUUAUUGAGAUGGGUGGGGUACAGACGCUUAUAUUUCUCAGUCAAAGUGAGAAUUAUGAAGUUAAAGCAGCAGUUGCCUCUGGACUUCAGAUCCUCUCCACUCAUCCCCCAUUGCACUCAGUGUUAGCCAAAUGUGGAGGCAUUAAAGCCUUGUGCAGUAUACUUUCCACUGUGAGUGAGAGCCAGGAGCAAACCUUGAUUGAUGGAAUCAGUGCAUUGAUGAUAUUUUGUAAAUCACCUGAAUUAAAAGCACAAGCCUUAGCUGAUGGUGCAUUGGAUCCUGUGUUGACAGUAUGUGCAAUGAAAGAAGCCAUCGCUCUUCUUGCUCUGAUGACAUUAAGUCACAUUGUUGAACAUCACGGCAACUUAGCUCCCCUUAUAGAGAACAAUCGGAAUGCCCUGCCAAGAAUUCUAGCUUUGACAAAGGCUCAUGAUGAAAAGAUUCAAGAAAUAUCCCUGAGAAUUUUGGCACAGAUGUCUGUUGGUACAGACUGGCAGCGACAUCGCAUUGUUCAGGAAGACUUCUCAGCUGGUCGAUGUUUAGUUGAAGCUCUUACUAGAGGACCAAAAAAUCUACAGGUCCUUGUUAAUGCAUCCUGUUUAAUUGCUAAUUUGGCAACAGGAGACCAAGAUCAGAUGUCCCUAAGGGAUUGCUUACAAGCCAUGUGUUCUCUGACGUCAUCUCACACUGGUCAUAUAGACAUCCAGACACAUGUAUCUAGAGCCCUUGGUAACUUUUCAAAGUUUCAUCAGAACUCGUCUAUUAUGAUAGAGUAUCUUCCCAGAAUUGUAGUGACACACCUGAAGUCAACAGAUAAGACAAUCAAGUGUCAUGGCCUGAGGACUGUCAUGUAUCUUGUUGGCCAUCAGAGAGAAAAAGCUGUAGAUAUUCUACUAAGGGAAGGAGCUCAUGAAGUCCUUACAAGUUUAGGAUCAUUCCCUGGAAUUGUCGAUGCAAUUCAAACUGGUUUGCUAAAAGUAGUCACCACUAUUAGUGACUGUACAGUCACGAAGUAAUAGUCAUAUAAACUAGUGGUGAUGUAUACUGUUAUUAUUUUAACUUGAUAAUAAGUACAUGUAUGGUAUAGUUUGUGUAGCUAAGAAAUAUCCUAAAUGAUUACUUUAAUUUGCUAUUUUUGAGUUGGUAAGAUUUUUAAUCCAAAAUGUAUCACAUUGAGCUCUUUAUUUGAUGCAAAUUUAGAAGGAAAGUUGUUUUAUUAUGAACAGACUAGAAAUGCAGAACUAAGAAAUUUUUAAAGGGGGUAAGUUUGUAAAGAAACUGUGGUGCUGCACUGGUGGGGGUAACAACGUAAUUUGGUAAUCAACUAAGUUGAAAUUG
Stylophora pistillata is the source of this 1747-nucleotide messenger RNA. RefSeq lists its product as uncharacterized. Lineage: Eukaryota; Metazoa; Cnidaria; Anthozoa; Scleractinia; Pocilloporidae. Gene Ontology annotation, molecular function: metal ion binding; protein binding. The record is from RefSeq and is a predicted model, not a curated record.